Molecule: messenger RNA, 958 nt
Organism: Xyrauchen texanus (razorback sucker)
Lineage: Eukaryota; Metazoa; Chordata; Actinopteri; Cypriniformes; Catostomidae
Gene: mospd1
Product: motile sperm domain containing 1
Exons: 6
Coding region: 190-846 (218 amino acids)
Cellular component (GO): cytoplasm
Source: RefSeq, a predicted model, not a curated record
AGAAAACGAAACAAUAAACAUUCAUUGAAACCGAUCCUGUCAUAGGGAUCCUUAACUCCAACAAGAGGUGAACGUCAUGCUGCCAAAGAGCUGAACCGGCUGCAUUUAGAUCUGGAUCUGUGCCGUUACAGCCCUGAGAGGUAGAGGGAAUACGACAAAGGGCGGAGGAAGCGAGCUCAGCUUGAGCCAAUGCAGCAGCAGAUUCGGCAGCCUGACCUAGUGGAGGGAAGCCUUCCAGUGUUUGUGUUCCCCACUGAACUGGUGUUCUAUGCAGAUGAGCAGGCUUCACAUAAGCAGGUGCUCACCCUCUACAACCCUUAUGAGUUUGCUCUUAAAUUCAAAGUUCUGUGCACAGCGCCAAACAAAUAUGCAGUGGUGGAUGCCACUGGUGCUGUUAAACCACAAUGUUGUGUGGAUAUCGUGAUCCGCCAUAGGGAUGUGCGGGCUUGCCAUUAUGGAGUGAUUGAUAAGUUCCGGCUGCAGGUGUCUGAGCAGAGUCAGAGGAAGGCACUGGGUGGGAAGGAAGUAAUGGCCACUCUGCUGCCCUCUGCUGCUCAGGAGCAGUCCCUGGUCCGUCCCCAGGAAGAGGAACACAGGAUGAAGGAGCAGCUUGCCGACAGACUGUUCUUUGAGCAGACUGCAUUCCAAACAGAGAGCCAUACAGCAUCUGGGGGCCCCAGCCUCCUAACUGUCCUUUUAGGCCUGGUGUGUAUAGCAGCCCUUAUGCUCCCAACUCUGGGAGAGCAGGAAUCCACAGUGCCUGUCUACCUCCACUUAAGUGUUAACAAGAAACUUGUGGCUGCUUAUGUUUUAGGCCUUCUUACAAUGGUUAUUCUACGCACAUGAAGUGCUCUUUGAAAAUACAUUGCUGAAGGAGAAUGGAACUAAGAAGAUCAAAGGGGGAGAUGUGUCUAAGAAACUCCCUCUAAACAGGAACUAAUUUCUAAAAUGACAUCGC